AUGAAACCGGCUGCUCUGCUGAUAUUCAGCUCGCUGCUCACCAGAACGUUAUGUGUCAUAGCGCCUCAAGUGUCAGAUUUAAAAACCGGUGACAAAAUAAUCAACAGUCCAUUCUGGCACGAAGUGUUUACGGAGACGUAUGAAUACCCCGAAGAAGAUAUAUCUACGACUACAUCAGAACCGCUUCCGUUCUUCGAAGAUGACGCGUCAACGAAUAAUGUGACAGCACAGUUGGGUAGUCGAGUUCAUUUACAUUGCAGAGUACACGAUUUAGGGGAGAAAACUAUUUCCUGGGUUCGAAGAAAAGGUGAAGAUCUGCAUCUGCUCUCUUUUGGAAGGCAUACAUACUCAGCUGACUCCCGUUACUCGUUGGCUUUUGAACAGCCGAAUGAUUGGCGCCUGCUCAUUCAGUAUGUGAGCGAAAGGGACGAAGGAUACUACGAGUGUCAGAUCUCGACACAUCCGCCGUUGGUCAGAAGAGUGCAUUUAAGUGUUGUCGUGCCAAAGGUGGAAAUAAUAGAUGAACGUGGUCAGCCUCUUCAGGACAAGUUCUACAAAGAAGGUUCCAUUAUAGAGCUUCGAUGCAUCAUCAGUGAAGUUCCUCAACCAGCUAGCCAGGUCAAUUGGAAGCAUGGGCGUCGGUUACUGAACUACGAUACAAAGAGGGGUGGUGUCAGUGUAAAGACAGAAGCGACAUCGAAUGGGGCAUUAUCAAGACUGUACAUAGCAAACGCAAACAGGAAAGACUCUGGAAACUAUACGUGCUCCCUUGCUGACGUCACAGCUUCUGCAGUAGCCGUUCAUGUCUUGAGGGGUGAAAACCCCUUGGCAAUGCAGCGCGGUGAUACAUCAGCUCUGCGUCCAUCAAUGCUUCUCCUCUUCGCUUUUAUUAGCUGA
Molecule: messenger RNA, 897 nt
Organism: Leptosia nina
Lineage: Eukaryota; Metazoa; Arthropoda; Insecta; Lepidoptera; Pieridae
Source: the annotation of a GenBank genome assembly